This is a messenger RNA of Dicrocoelium dendriticum, 517 nucleotides long. Lineage: Eukaryota; Metazoa; Platyhelminthes; Trematoda; Plagiorchiida; Dicrocoeliidae. The record is from the annotation of a GenBank genome assembly.
GGCCCAGUAUAGCAAAAUUCUCCUGAUUUCUAUCACUCACUGUAUUGCUGCCGCUCAAUGUUGCUCCAUUCUUUAGCGGAACACUCAGUCCAGUUUCUCCACUCUUCACUCCAUCUCACAGUCAGGAAGCACUACCUGAGAUGUUUCUCGCUUCUGAAUAACGUGCGUGAUGGUGAGUUUCUUCGGACUGUUUCUUCACCAGUGGACGGACUGCAAUCAGUUGGGCAUCCUCACAGAGUCGUAUGCAUCGUGUCACUCAGAACCCACUGGAUGGAACGCUGCCAUUUACUCAACUCAAUCAUACCGUCCUCAACCACACAUGAUACAAAUUUGUAGACCGAUCUCUUACGCCUAAAUUUCCAUCUUGUUCGUCUACUGACCAGCAAUGCGCUUACUGUAUUCUCUGGCGAGGCGUCCAGUUUCACUAUGACCCACUCGUCGCUUGGAGCUGCAAUCAGUAAUCCAUCAUGAAACUGACUUCGGUUUGCAUUGACCAACAGUGUUGACCUGAAUUUCG